Acromyrmex echinatior (Panamanian leafcutter ant) is the source of this 2516-nucleotide messenger RNA. RefSeq lists its product as uncharacterized. Gene Ontology annotation, biological process: endothelial cell migration; Rho protein signal transduction. Gene Ontology annotation, cellular component: axon; plasma membrane; endocytic vesicle. Lineage: Eukaryota; Metazoa; Arthropoda; Insecta; Hymenoptera; Formicidae. The record is from RefSeq and is a predicted model, not a curated record. Gene Ontology annotation, molecular function: guanyl-nucleotide exchange factor activity.
UUAUCGCGCGUCGAAGGCCUGGACAGUUCCUCGACGCCGUUAUCUCUGCUGACAACGGACGCUUCCACUCUCGGUGGAAAACAUGUACGAGUAAUCGUUAAAGACGAAAGAUUGAAUUCUCGAACGCCCAGCCAAAGAGGAAAUCAGAACGUGCUGUUACGGAAAGCCAGUGGGAAUUAUCGGAGUCGAAGCGGUCGUUUCUUCAGCGUUUCCACCGAGGAUACGAAUGUUGACUCCGAGACUGGUACGACGAUUUCUUCCGGUCGAAGUUCUGCCGGACUCAAAGCUAGUAAACAGCGAUGGAGCGGGUUCUUCACCAACACUAAGGGUAUCAAGAUGGACUCAUUAACCGCCCAGCUAGACGAGUACAACAAACACGGCGUACCGAAACUCGCGAACAUUCAUUUGCAAUGCGACGUGACGAUCAACGAAGAAGCUCUUUACAAUUUAGAGGGAGACUGGCGCGACAUCGUCGAGAAUUCACAGAUGCUUUCUGAAAAACACACACAGCAGCAAACUGCACUCUGGGAACUGGCUGAAACCGAAGUAGCCUACAUUAAGACGUUAAAGGUUGUGACCAAUCUCUUCAUGGCGUGUCUCUGUAGCCUGCAAGCCUCGAAUAUCUUGAUCGAGGUCGACAGGCUGAAACUCUUCAGCAAUAUACCUGAUAUCUACGCCGCUAAUCGCUACUUUUGGACCGAGUACCUACUCGCGAUGGUGAAUGCGUCGCGGUCGAGCGGGCAGCCGCUCGAUCCCGGCCAUCUUCUACUGGGUUUCGAAACUUUCGAGCAAACGUUCGCGCCUUACACGAGAUACUGUACCGAGCAGAGCAAGUGUCAGCAGUAUUGCAAGGAUCGGUUAAACGAUAAUCAGCUUUUCACAGCAUAUUUGGUGUGGUGCGAAACGCAAAAGGACUGCAACCGACUUAAACUUAUGGAUAUAUUGGUUAUGCCGAUGCAGAGACUCACUAGAUAUUCGCUUCUGCUCAAAGCCGUCUAUAAGAAUACAGAGAACGAGGAUCAACGCACGGAAUUGAUACACAUGAUUAAAUCCGUGGAUGAUUUUGUGGUGUCCGUGAAUGCUGCGCUAAGGAGAAACGAGGAGGCUGCUCAGCUAGACCAUGCAGCCUCGCGUCUGGAAUGCUAUGACGUCGUGGAAUCCAAAGGGCUCGAUGAGGAAGUGGAGAAACUGAUAAAGUUGUACAGUAAUCUCGAUAUUACUACAGCGCCGAUGCCCGGCUGCCCAAAGGAUAGCUUGAGGACUCUCCUUCGAGAAGGAGACUUGAAGUUAAGAGACGCUGCCACCAGCAAGAUGGAAGUGCACGUACUUUUGUUGACCGACAUGCUGCUAAUCUGCAAACCGUCGACGAAGAAAAUGUUGAAGAUCAUUAGGCAGCCAUACGUCGUCGACCGCAUACGAAUACACGAGGUCAAGGAGCCAUCUAGUCUUGGAUUGGUUUAUCUUAAUGAGUACGGGACAGUUUCUGCCGCUUUAAUUCUCAGCGCCGGUGACCCGAAACUAGCUAAGUCAUGGAUGGACUCCUUGAAACAAGCUCAACAACAAUUUGUAUCGAUGAAAGUUCCGUCACUCGGUGAGCCCGUUAUGAAUCUGGCGCCUGUCAGCAGGCAGCCGAGCACAUUGGGCGAUGGCGAUUUCGAAGUAGAAGAGUAUGACAAUACCUUUCCAAGAACUCCACGUGGCAGUAGCAGAGCUUCGCACGGCAGCAGUCUUGCUCACAGUCACAGUGGUAGCAUGGAGAUGGAAGGUGCAUCUCCGGGUAGCAGCAGCUUCCUACCGAGCUACAACCCCAGCAGAAACGUCAGCGUGGAUACAAACGAGCAACCGCGAGCGUCGAGCUCGCUGUCGUCGGAAGAAGGCGGCGAAUCCAGCUCCGGACACAAUCAUCGAACUAUGAACAUGAGGCGCUCGUUGAUGAAUAAAUCGCCGACACCGAACACGCUGAGCGUCCACGUGCCGUAUUCGAGUCUAGGUCAAUCGCUGCCCAAUCUAACGCUAGCCACGUCACCACAGACUUCCACUGUAUCGCCAACACCGCCGAACUCGCUACUGAUUGUACCGCAGAUGACCAAGAGCAAGGACACUCUACUUUCACCAGGACACCGAGGUAGCAAUUACCGACGCGAAUCUCUCUGCCUAUGUUUGUCGGGUUCUUUCAAGACCAAAGCCUUUCAAUGGGGACUCCCUGUCACAUCACGCACGCAGAUUAGAUCAUAAAUGCACGCAGAUUAGAUCAUAACAUAUAAAUUACUAUUACAAGUACGAAUGACCAAGCGCUCCUCUAUUUCAAAACUAUUUUAAUACCAUUUGCUUGUUAGAAAUAGCGGAAUUGUCAUCCAAGGCGCAGGUAUGAGAGAAACAUAACAUCGAGAUUGUACCGUAGCUUAGUGUAGAUUUUAUUAAACAUAAAAUGACACACAUGAUGGCUUAAUAGAAUUAUUCUAAAUGCUGAUGUUCGAGAACUUCUUCAAAUAUUAAUAAAAUUAGUAUUUUAUUUA